CGCUGCGGGCGCUGAGGCGGCCAUGGCGGAGCGGCGGAGCGCGGCGGGCGAGGGCCUGGCCCGGCUCUCCGAGUGGGCCGACGGGCACCUCGGCCUCCUGCGGAACCUCAGCGCCGGGCUGGCGGCGGCCGGGCUGCUGGUGCUGGCCAGGAGCGUCCGCCUGACAACGAAGUUCACAAAUGCUUUGGAUAUACCCGUGGAGUUUAUUGAAAAGAAUGUCAAAUUGCGGGGAAAAAUACAUCACGUAACGGAGAAAGGUCUGCAAGUUGAACACAUUCCCAUUAGCAUUCCGAUCAUUACAUCAAUACAGAGGAAGUGGCAAUCAAAAGGUCUUUUGCUGGUAAGACUUGCUGGAGUGGAGCUGGCUCCAAGUGGCGUGGUCUGGUUACAGAAAGAGGUGAAACCCUCGCAAAUGGUAUGGUUCCAGCUUCUUGGAAGGGAGGACUUGGCACUCGAGUGCCGUGUUUUAGUAAAUAAGGGUCGCUUUCUCAGCGUGUGCUUAAAUGAGGAGAUCUUGAGACAAGGGCUCGGCAGAACAGCACGUAUCGAAGGACUACAUCAUCAUUCUCGCCUCUACUGGAAACUUCACAAAAGACUGCUUCGGGCGGAGUUAAAGGCCUUGAAGAAAAAUAAAGGUAUAUGGCAAGAAGAAAGCUUCUCUGAAAGAGUUAGAGACCGUAUAAGCAACAAUAAAUGUGUACAGACAUUGAAACAGUUUGUGAACUGGUUAAGAAGUUAUAUUUAAAGGCAGAAUGGGAGACUUGUCUAGAGGGAGGCCACGUAUCUGUGUUACAUGAUUUAUGUAAAAUAUAAAUUUGUGA
Cygnus olor (mute swan) is the source of this 821-nucleotide messenger RNA. It is a transcript of the gene MISO1, whose product is annotated as chromosome 9 C3orf33 homolog. NCBI's taxonomy places the organism in Eukaryota, Metazoa, Chordata, Aves, Anseriformes, Anatidae. The record is from RefSeq and is a predicted model, not a curated record. The transcript is spliced from 5 exons. The coding region runs from base 23 to 745 and encodes 240 amino acids.